Sungouiella intermedia is the source of this 1224-nucleotide messenger RNA. The record is from the annotation of a GenBank genome assembly. NCBI's taxonomy places the organism in Eukaryota, Fungi, Ascomycota, Pichiomycetes, Serinales, Metschnikowiaceae.
AUGUGCUCUUCUCGACCCAAUACCACCGAUUCAAAGCCAGAGGAGGACUUGAAUCGCAGUAUGGUUAGUCAUUUGCCUCCCAGUGAUACCUAUGUCUCAUGUACAACGUUCGAUCAAGCUGGAAAUGUCAUCGCCGUUUCACAACGGUAUCCCAGAGCCGCAUUUCUCAAAGAGAACAACCUCUUUCCUCGAGAUCUCAGGAAAGUCGACUCUUCCUCCAUUGAAGUGGUGCCUUCGAUCAUGGUGCGUCGAGAUACAGCCAUUGUGGUCAAUUUACUAUAUAUCAAGGCCAUCAUUCAGCGAGAUAAUGUCAAGGUAUUCGACACCUCAGAUCCAUCCGCAGCAACAAAGUUGGGUCUGUUCAUGUACGACUUAGAGAUGAAGCUUAAAUCGCCCAGCUCGGUCCCCUACGAGUUCAAAGUGCUUGAAAGCAUCCUCAUCAGCAUUCUCAGCUACCUUGAGGCAGAAUUGCAUGGACAUGUCUCAAGUUGUGGUAACAUCUUAUCUGAGUUGGAAGACCGCAUCAGCCGAGAAAGUCUUCAGCAGUUGCUUAUCAAGCUGAAGAAAUUGACGAGUUUCUACCAGCGGGCCACGUUGAUCCGUGAUGUUCUUGAGGAAUUGCUUGAUAACGAUGAGGAUUUGAACGAUAUGUACUUGACUACUCUCAAGCUGUACAACCCCUCCAACAACGUCACAGACUACUCAGACAUCGAAAUGAUUUUGGAAUCAUACUACAAGCAUUGUGAUGAGGUAGUACAGCAGGCAGGCUCUUUGAUCAGCGAUAUCAAGGCCACAGAGGAGAUCGUCAACAUUAUACUCGAUGCUAAUAGAAACUCUUUGAUGUUGUUUGAGUUGAAGGUCACUAUUUAUACAUUGGGUUUCACAGUGGCCACGUUAAUCCCGGCAUUCUACGGAAUGAACUUGAAAAAUUACAUUGAAGAGUCCUACUACGGGUUUGGGGCCGUCACUGUAUUCUCCAUCAUACAAGGUAUUCUCAUCACGUUGUGGAACUUCAAGAAAUUGCACCGUGUGCAAAAUUUGACCAUGAUGGCCAAUACUUCGCUGCUGUACUCCAGCCGGUCUCGCCAGUUUGCCUAUCGCUUGUUUAAGAGGCGGUGGUGGGCCAAACUUCUUUUUGGUGACCAGACACGAUACCAUAGACCCACCAGCAAAGAACGAGACGUCAUUUGGCGCAUGAUAAACGACGACAAGCCGUAUCGCUAG